Molecule: messenger RNA, 1864 nt
Organism: Maniola jurtina (meadow brown)
Lineage: Eukaryota; Metazoa; Arthropoda; Insecta; Lepidoptera; Nymphalidae
Product: zinc carboxypeptidase A 1-like
Exons: 6
Coding region: 202-1311 (369 amino acids)
Biological process (GO): proteolysis
Molecular function (GO): metallocarboxypeptidase activity; zinc ion binding
Source: RefSeq, a predicted model, not a curated record
AAACUACACUUCUUGUCACUUAUUUUUGUAAAUCCAGUUUGAAAGUUAACCUUUUUAUUUCUAACGUAUUUAUUUUUAUGCUAGCAAAAGCGCACGAAAUCGAAUUAUUCUGCCUACAAUCCUUCCUCUAAUCCUUAGAUCCUUUAUCUAAGCAAAUAACUAACAUGGUAUUUUUAAAUCAAUUUAAUAUAAACUAAAAAUAUGAAAAUUUUACUAGUUUUCAUUGUUGCAUCAGUGUUAUUGAUAUUGGACACAGCUACUGCGACUCAUUGUGGAUGUAAAUACUUAAGACAGUGCUAUAAACAGAUGUUAAAAAAUUUGCUACAAGCCGAUGAGGAUCCGUGUAUUGAAAAUGUUUCGAUUGGUGCCAGUACUGUCACAAUAUUUCUGAAAGCAAUAAGUGAAUACUGUGAACUUGUCGUCAAAGUGUACGGUAACAGCACAACCCACGAAGGCAGAAAUUUGUAUGAGGUAGUAAUAAACAGUACACUGCCUUCGGGUGCAGAUGAUCGUAAUGAGAAGAGACCCGUCAUUCUUUUGGAAGCUGGUCAGGAUGGUGGCACAGAGUCGGUAGAGUUGGCGCUGUUUGUGAUAGAACAGCUGGUGGCUUGCGGCGAGAACAAGGAUAUGAUCCAGAAAGUUCAAUGGGUUAUCCUACCUUCAACUAAUCCGGACGGCCAGGAAUAUGCUAGGGCUAGACGCGAACCAUGGAAGAAGAACUACAGUCCUAACGGCAAAGAUGUUUUAUCUUUUGGAGUAGACAUAACUAGAAACUUUGAUGACUCGUGGGGAAAUUGUGCCGCUGUCAAAAAUGCAUUUUCGCAAGAUUAUCCUGGUCUAAAACCAAACUCAGAAAUAGAAACCGCUUUUAUAAAUGACGUUUUUACCAGAUACAAAUCCAGGAUAAGCACGUAUAUUUCGCUUAGACGUGACGGUCAUGCUAUAUUGUACCCGUUCGCCAGCCGAAAUAACACAAUCACUACAAUAGAUAAAGUGAGAAAAAGAGCUGGAGAUAUAGCUGCGAAGGUCAAUCAAAGAGCUGGGGGCAUUCAGUGGUUUGUUAAUCAAAGUAUCUUCUCUAUGAAUGGGAAAGAACAUUGCGGCCAUAGCGUUGACUUAGCGUAUAACAAGUAUGACAUCAAAUACGCCUUUGAAAUGCGUGUGUUUCCCGAAACAGACAAUCGUAUAAUGUCAAAGUUCCAAAGUCUACCGAAGGGACACGAAGUCUCUCUCAGAACAGGAUACUUUAGUGGUAUCAGAGAAGUCUACAAUUUGUUAGUUAAUGAUAUGAGUACAAAACAGAAGGGCUAAAUAAAGUUAUGAAACCUCUAAAAUUGUUUAUGUAAGCACACCACGAUUACCCGAGGAGUAAAUAGGUCACGUAAGCUGCCAUGCAUCUUGCGAGAAUAACUCGUUAUGAAGGUUUAAGGUUCCUGGUUGACAAAUGGAGGGUGAAUAAUUAUUGAAUUGGGUCAAAAUUAUGUACUUUUGCUGGCACCUAUUAUGAUACAAUAUUUAUUUACUACAUAAUGGUAUAUCUACGUUGUAGGAGUCACUUUUCCACUUUUCGGUAGGAUGUCGGUCAUGCGCGCUGGUGGUGGUUCAUCGCGCCUGCGCUAGGGGUGGGGCCCGUGUCCGUUCAGCCCGCUAGCACUCUGUAGUCGGCCGUGGCGGCGGCGGCGCGUCUUCUUCCAACUCCUCUCAACACCUGCACUCCUAGUACCGCGAUAACUCAGCCGCCACACGCGAGCAAACCGUACCAUUUUCCUUCGUUCGUUUUUUUCGCAAUUCUUCUACUAUUUAAUUUAUUACGAAUAUUAUUUCUGGAGUGAUUUCGUAUUUUUCAGUUUUUUAACUAAAUAAA